Messenger RNA from Haliotis rubra (blacklip abalone), 1459 nucleotides. RefSeq lists its product as uncharacterized. The record is from RefSeq and is a predicted model, not a curated record. NCBI's taxonomy places the organism in Eukaryota, Metazoa, Mollusca, Gastropoda, Lepetellida, Haliotidae. The transcript has 3 exons. The coding region runs from base 203 to 1459 and encodes 418 amino acids.
CCAAAGACGUAUAUACACAGGAUUGGAAGCCUCCACUGACAGUCUCGCUCUGAUGUGGGUCGCGCUCAUUUGCCACAACAGGGGUGGCUGCGCGCUGUGCAUCGUGGGUAAUUCGCUAACGCUGGACACCGGAAAGGAUAGCGUCAUAUGUGGGAUUAUGUCAGAUAAAUGCGGCAUUUAAAUAGCAUUUCAUGAAUCAAAGAUGCCUCAAACUCCUCGGCCUGUGUCCAAGAGAAAGGCAAUAGGCCGUAGAAAGAAAAGGCGGCACAGUUAUGAACAUUAUGAUGAAGAGAAGCAAGUUGAACAUGUUGCUGCAGACCACUCCUACUCAUUUCCUAUAAAAGACUGCAGUGAGAGUGCCGGAUGGGAAACUGCAUGGGAUAAUUUCUAUCUAAAAGACAGCAAUCCAUCACCUUCCACACCCCUUUACAGUGAAGUGACAGAUUCUGACAACUGUUCUGCCAAUGCGUUUUAUGUUGUUCUCCACAAAGUAUUCCAGUAUAAUGCUGAAGAUGAACUGGAUGUGGUUGUUUGCAGACUGUUGACUGAGAGGACAUAUGCAAGAUAUCUUUCCCUUAUGGAUGAAGUUAAGCAAGACCUAUCAGCCUUUGGACACUUACUGUUUUCUGGUGCCAAUAAACAUGGUUUGAGAUUUGUUCAAACAUAUGAUCAUGAACCUAGCCAGGCCAUGAGACUGAAUUUGAUCAUCAAUCAGUCAUUGAAACCAACUUUAUUUGUCCAUGGCAAGGAAGUACAUACUAAUCAUGAUUUUUGGACUGGUCUUCCACAUAUAUAUCAUUCUGUGAAAGACAUCCAGAAGUUACAGUCCAAACUGGAGCGAUGGGACAUUUGCAUGGGAAACUUUGAGGCUCAGUAUGUAUCCAUGGUGCCCUCAGGUGUUGGAAUUUACAAGAGUUCAGGUUGUGUCUCUGCUGUUGCCUACCGGGAAGAUAUCCAUGCUAUCAGAGGUGACAUUCCAUACGAGUCAACAAUACGUUCAACUAAUUGCUGUCUACUGGUUCAAUCAAAGAGGAGGUGCAAACACUGUGAUCUGUACAGAAAUACUCUGCGGAAGAAGGAUUCACGUCAAAAGGCCCACACUGUGUCAACAUUUUCUCUGAAGAAAACACCCCACAGUACUAUGAACAGAAUUCAUCUGGUUAAAAAAAUUAAUAUGCUAAAACAUGAGAAGAGAUCAAUUCAAGCAGAACUUGACCGACUUAAAAGACGGGUGCUUGAUGUCAUCAAAACAAAAGGACAUGUGUUGAGCUACAGUGAAAACGAAGAACUCUUACAACUUGUGGAACAAUACACAAGUGAUGUCUUGAGAAGUUAUCCAGACGAAACUUCCACUCAAAGGCUCUUCUGGGACCAGCAGCUAAAGUAUGCAAAACUCAAAAAACAAAUCCGCAAUGAGGUGGCACCCUAUGAUGGUAAAGUGGUGUUUGUAUUUACGUAG